CAGCUCCCGCCGGGAGCCGUGUGCCGGGGCCGGGCAGCGCAGCCCGAGUGCUCCCGUGACACACCGGAGGAGAGGUUUUCUGGCUGCCGCUCCCCGGGGACCGCCGCUGCGGGAGGGGGGCAGGUCCGGAGGUGUUGCGUGCGUGUGCGGGGGGAUGCGGAGCGCGUCGGGCUGAGGUUGUUCUGGCCCCUGGGAAGCGCUGCGAGAAGAGGCAGAGAGAGGCAGCGGGAAGAGGCAGGAGCAGCACUGAAGUACAGAGCAGCUGUUUCCGAAUACUCUGAUUCUUUUGGGUACCUCAAUGAACGUGAACAUGGAUUCUGUCACUGAAAUCUUCUUGAAGCUGCUGUUUCUCCUGUCUGUUCCUCACCGACACAUGGCACUGGCAGGGAAUAAAUAUAAUUGUGAUGCUCAGUUGGUGUCUGCUUUGCCUCAGUCAUCAUUCAGCAGUUCUUCAGAGCUGUCCAGCAGCCACAGCCCUGGGUUUGCAAGGCUUAAUCGAAGAGAGGGUGCUGGUGGCUGGUCUCCACUCGUGUCCAAUAAAUAUCAAUGGCUUCAGAUUGAUCUCGGCGAAAGAACCGAAAUUACUGCUGUUGCUACUCAAGGUGGUUAUGGGAGCUCAGACUGGGUAACAAGUUACGUUCUGAUGUUCAGCGACAGUGGAAGAAACUGGAAGCAGUAUCGUCAGGAAGAAAGCAUUUGGGCCUUUUCUGGGAACACCAAUGCAGACAGUGUCGUGUACUAUAAGCUCCAGCAUUCCAUUAAGGCCCGAUUCCUUCGUUUUGUGCCGCUAGACUGGAAUCCCAACGGCAGGAUUGGGAUGCGCAUCGAGGCGUACGGAUGCACGUACAGGUCUGAGGUGGUUGGCUUUGAUGGGAAAAGUUGUCUCAUUUACACAUUAAAUCAAAAACUCACGAAUGCACUGAAAGAUGUGAUUUCUCUGAAGUUUAAGACCAUGCAAAGUGAUGGAAUUCUCCUCCACAGAGAAGGAAAAAAUGGAGACCACAUCACCCUGGAAUUAACUAAAGGGAAACUGUUCCUGCUCAUUAAUUUAGGUGAUACUAAAACUCAUCCUUCUGAUGCCCAAAUUAAUAUUACCCUGGGCAGCCUUUUGGAUGAUCAACACUGGCAUUCUGUUCUCAUUGAGCACUUUAACAAUCAAGUAAACUUUACAGUGGAUAAACACACUCAUCAUUUUCAUGCAAAAGGAGAAUUCAGUUCUUUGGACCUUGAUUAUGAGCUCAGCUUUGGAGGGAUCCCAGUGCCUGGAAAAUCAGGGACAUUAUCACGCAGGAACUUUCAUGGGUGUUUUGAAAAUAUUUAUUAUAAUGAAGUGAACAUUAUUGACCUGGCCAGGAGGCAUAAACCUCAGAUCUACUUUGUGGGCAACGUGUCUUUCUCAUGUUUAGAGCCACAGGUGGUUCCUGUUACAUUCCUGAGCCCCAGCAGUUACCUGGCACUGCCAGGCAUGUCAGGGCAAGACGAGGUGUUUGUCAGCUUCCAGUUUCGCACUUGGAACAAGGAGGGACUUCUGUUAUCCAGCAAACUGCACCGGUCUUCAGGUGGUUUCCUCUUAUACCUGAGUGAUGGGAAAGUUAAAAUCAGUCUUCAUAAACCAGGAAGAGUGCUGAGUGACAUCACCGCAGGUGCUGGAUUAAACGAUGGCCAGUGGCAUUCUGUCUCUCUCUCUGUCAAAAGGAAUCGUAUCAGUGUGACGGUGGACAGUGACAUGACCUCAUCUGCUCAUGCCUCCACACCUCUGCAGAUUUUUUCAGGAGAUGUUUUCUACUUUGGAGGCUGUCCUAGAAGUGGAAAUGUUUCUGAAUGUAAUACCUCACUUGGUGGUUUUCAAGGAUGCAUGAGGCUCAUUUCCAUUGGUAACAAAGCAGUGGAUAUGAUCUCAGUUCAGCAGAAUGGUUUUGGCAAUUUCAGUGAUCUUCAGAUAGAUUUGUGUGGCAUUACGGACAGGUGUUUGCCUAAUUACUGUGAACAUGGUGGGAAGUGCUCACAAUCCUGGAACAGCUUCCACUGCAACUGUGCCAACACUGGUUACGAGGGAGCUACUUGUCACUAUCCCAUCUAUGAGCAAUCGUGUGAAGCCUAUAAGCACAGAGGGAACACUUCAGGCUUUUACAGUAUCGAUUCAGAUGGAAGUGGCCCCUUGGGACCGUUUCUCGUCUACUGUAAUAUGACAGAUGCGACGUGGACAAUUAUACAGCACAACAGCACCAACCUAACCAGAGUCAAAAGUGCCAAUCGAGAGAACCCACACACUGUGUUUUUCAAAUACUCUGCCAGCCUAGACCAGCUCCAGGCUACAAUUAACCAAGCAGAGCACUGUGAACAGGAGCUUGCUUACUACUGCAAAAAGUCGAGGCUCUUAGAUAAGCCAGAUGGGAUGCCACUGAGCUGGUGGAUUGGAAGAACCAAUGAAACUCAUACUUACUGGGGAGGUUCACUGCCUGCUGUCCAAAAGUGUGCUUGUGGAUUAGAGGGAAGCUGCAUCGAUUCCCAGCAUUCCUGCAACUGUGAUGCUGACAGGGAUGAAUGGACUAAUGACACUGGCUUCCUUUCCUACAAGGAGCAUCUACCAGUAACUGAAAUUGUGAUCACAGACACUGACAGACCAAAUUCUGAAGCAGCUUACAAACUGGGGCCUUUGCUUUGUCGUGGUGACAGAACAUUUUGGAAUUCAGCUUCCUUCAACACGGAGACAUCCUACCUGCAUUUCCCCACCUUCCACGGAGAGCUCAGUGCAGAUGUCUCAUUUUUCUUUAAAACUACUGCUUCCUCAGGAGUGUUUUUAGAGAACCUGGGAAUUCAAGACUUCAUAAGGAUAGAGUUAUACUCUCCAUCUGAAGUGAUUUUUUCAUUUGACGUUGGGAACGGACCCAGCGAAGUCACGGUGCAGUCACCCACUGCCCUAAACGACAACCAGUGGCAUUAUGUGAAGGCUGAAAGGAACGUCAAAGAGGCCUCCUUACAGAUAGAUCAGCUCCCUCAGAGAUCCCACAGUGCUCCUCCUGAUGGACACAUCCGCCUGCAGCUCAACAGCCAGCUUUUUGUAGGGGGAACAGCCUCCAGGCAGAAAGGAUUUUUGGGAUGCAUUCGUUCAUUACAGUUGAAUGGAAUGGCCCUCGAUCUGGAAGAGAGAGCGAAGAUAACACCAGGAGUUGAACCAGGCUGUCCUGGACACUGUAGCAGCUAUGGUAACCUGUGUCAUAAUGGUGGAAAAUGCAGAGAGAAACACAGUGGAUUCUCCUGUGACUGCACUUUCUCUGCCUAUGCUGGUCCAUUCUGUAAGAAAGAGAUCUCUGCCUAUUUUGGGACUGGUGCUUCUGUGACGUACAACUUUCAGGAAUACUACACGUUGACUAAAAAUUCCAGUUCUCAUGCUUCUUCUUUCUAUGCUGACAUGACACUGAACAGGGAAACAAUUACAUUUGCCUUUCGAACAACAAGGACCCCAAGCUUGCUGCUUUAUGUCAGCUCCUUCUACAAGGAAUAUCUCUCAGUCAUUCUCACCAGAAACGGAAGUUUACAGAUUCGGUACAAGUUAGACAGCCAUCAAGAUCCUGAUGUCUUCAGCACCAGUUUCAAAAGCAUGGCUGAUGGACAGCUGCAACACGUGAAGAUUAACAGAGAGGAGGAAAUGCUCUUUGUAGAGGUUAACCAGAAGGAAAGAAUGAAGUUUAUUCUGUCUUCAGGCACAGAAUUCAAUGCAAUCAAAUCUCUCACUCUUGGCAAGAUUUUAGAGAGCGGCGACGUAGACGAGGAGACGAUGAAGGCAAACUCUCAGGGGUUUAUUGGAUGUCUCUCUUCGGUGCAGUUCAACCACAUUGCUCCUUUGAAGGCUGCACUGCACCACAGCAGCUCAGCCCCUGUCAUUGUAAAGGGACAUUUCACUGAAUCCAACUGUGGGACUUUAGCUGGAGCUGACUCGACAUCAAGUGAAACAACCCAUUCAUUUGCAGAUCACUCUGGACCAAUAGAUGAAGGAAAGCCCUUAGCUAAUGCAAUCAGAAGUGACUCUGCAAUUAUUGGAGGUGUGAUAGCAGUUGUGAUAUUCAUCCUGCUUUGCAUCACAGCCAUAGCCAUACGCAUUUAUAAAAAAAAAGGCAUGUACUCAAAAAACGAGGCAAAAGGAUCUGAAAAUGAAGACAGUGCUGAAUCUGCAUUGAAAAGUGAGCUCAGCAUGCAAAACACAGCCAAUGAAAAUCAAAAGGAAUAUUUCUUCUGAUGUCAUUAGUGGUUUAAUCGAAUAUAAUAAUGUGACUGUCUGACUUUCUUGCUAAGCCAGGGGUUCUCACUGGACAGAAAAAGCUCUUGCACACUACACUAAAUGCAAUGGAUUUGAGACUUGCUGUACUCCAUAUGUUCAGUCUCAGUGAUUGCUGUAGGGGGCCUCUUUAAAUGACAUGCAUUCCUUAGCUAUUAUACCGUAAAUGCAUUUUAUGUAACAGUGACUUAGAUAUUGUAACCAACUUCAUCGGUGGUAGUUUCCGACUGUUCUGAUGUGACCUUCUACAACUGAAGUUUAAUGUACACACUUAAUAUGAUUUUUGAAUGGGAAAAUUGUCAUGAGGUUAUUCCUAUCCUUUUUCUUUAAAAUUUGAUUCAGAGGUUUUGUUCGAGGUAAAGGGUGGAUUCUAAUACUUUGUGUUACUAAAGAAAUUCUGCUGUGCUGCGUUGUGGUGAUCCCUCUUCCUUCCUCAAACAAAAAUGCCUUUUGAACUGCUGUUAGCUGGUGUCAGCAUCUGCUUGUGAGCCAUGGUAUUUGGUGUCCAAAACAAACUGUAUUUAUUUCCCCUGGGAUUUGACCGAUAUCAUCAUUAUCCCUUCUUUUUGGCAAGCUUAGCAGAACUGAAGGGUAUAAAAUGUGUUGAAAUGUCUUAAAAUCUUUUUGGCAACAGGUUUUCCAUUAUGGUCAAGUGAUGGCACCAAGAGACUCAUGCACAUUCUGGGCAUUUUAAAUAAAACUGGGGCAGGGGGGGAAGCAAAAUUUUUUCUUGGAAAGAUCAAGUAAUAAUCUAAAAAUAGUUAAAUUAGCAUGAGUAAAAACACAAAAAAGAGGAUCAAGGUUAUUGCCCCUGGAAAUCAAUAAUAUUGCUUCUGUCAGGAAGUAAUGCUCUGUGCACUGUCUGGGAUGUAUUCUCUUGAAAUGUUGUAUCUGUGACCUGAUCCAGACCUCAAGAAUAAGUAUUUCUAAAUUAUAGAAAUUAUACAGUGUCUGCUACAUGAAUACUUUUGUGCUUCACUCUUAACAGUACCUACUAUACCUUUUUGAGAUAAGGUCUGAUUAUACAAACUCAAAAUUAAACAGGUGCUUGCUGUCCUGACAGAGGAAAUGAAAGCUGUCCAUGAUAUUGUACAAACAAAUUGUUAAAUAUGAAGGCUACGUUUAAGUUGUCUAAACAGAAGAUUGUAAGGUCACUUUAGAUACCAUAGGAUAUCUGAAAUACCCAUGUGGCUGGACACGAAUGUCACAGAUUCUGCAGAAGUCAUGUCUUUUGAAAAGACACAUGCAGGAGUUGGGUAGAAGGCAUCAUAAAUGGCAUUAGAUACCAAUAUGUAGGUAACUGACCCACACACAAAACAUUUUUUGGUUUCCUCCAGUCAGAUGACCAGGUGCCUAGGGCUUGGGUCUGAGAAAACCAACAGGAAUUCUGUGACCUUGUAGACUUGAGUUUAAAAUUUAAGCAUCUUUCACAAUUGAUUUUUUUAUCUGCUUCCAUUGGAAGCAAUAAUAACAGUCUUCUCACUGGUCAUUUAGUGAGAAGAAUCAAAACUAGACCCUAGGUUGUGAAGUUUAGAAAAUAUUUAUCAUAGAUGUCCAAGAACAUUAUAAAGAUAUAGAAACCAGACAUGGUAUGCCAAAACCUUUAAUAUGUAGAUUUCUUUACAUAAAUGGUAAUUGUAAAUAUAAAUGUUCUGCAGAUCUUUUUGUUUAAAACCUAUUUUAUUCCAUCAGUCUUUACUUUCUAUGUUCAGAUUUCUACCUUUGCUUUCUACUUCCUCCUAUACAGGGGGAACAAUUCUUAGGAACAAUUUAUUUCCUUUUUGUUUUUGUUUUUUUUUGGGUGCCUGGAUACUCUUCAAUCAUAAAUUGUUAAAAUUAACAUGUAGUGCUUUCUUCUUCUCAUUUUUGCAAUUCUGUGUGCAUCUCUGAUGGAUUAAUCAGGUUGAGGAUCCAGAACUGUAUCCAUGUUGUGCAUAUAUUUAAUGUAUUCACUGAUACAGUUUGGUCCCUGACAAUAGGUCACUUUUAGAAAGGGUGGAACAUGAGGAGGGAAUAAUAUUGGACUAUUCCCCAUAAGUGAUAAGGCUGAAAAUACCCUGUUUGUGGAUGAGGAGUGGAAGAGGUGAAAGCCUCCCAUGAGCCAUGAGAAGAAGACUUUGAAUUGUUAAGUUUACUACUUUCAACCCUCUCACCUCUUUACUUUUAUUUUAAAAUUAUGACUCCUGCUUUUCAAGGGUCUGACCUAAAUUGCAUUAAAUUCAGGGGGAGCUCUUCCAUGGACUUCUCUGCAACCAAACCCUCUUCAUCUCAAGAGGUUUUCCCUUCCUGUUAUAAGUGUGUCAGUAUUCAACUUUUUAUAUCACUUAUCAACAAGUCCAUCGGCAGUGAUAAGUCCCAGUGAACUCCAUUUUUAUCACUGUGGGAUGGAGGAACCAUGAGGGACAAAAACUUGUAAGACGAUGUUGGUCACAGUACACCAAAGCAGAUAUUUUGAUUUAAUGAUAAAGACAGACUGUCUUUUAUCUUAACUCUCAUAUAAGAGUUGCUCAUACUAACCUAAUAAAGCCUAAAUGUUACCCACAACAGGACAAGAUGGAGGAAUGUAAACCUAAGUUUUCAAUCACUUUGUUUUACUUUUAUUGCCUUGUAAAGUUUUAUUGUAUGUCUUCAUGGAGAGAAAGGUCUCUUCCAUUACUUUGUUUUCUUCCAAAUGGAUAUUUUCUUUCUCUAUUGCUCAGAAUUUUUAAAAGCAACAGGAAGGGAAAAGCUGAGUAAAAUCUCUAUUUCACAGACUAGUUAAAAAAAGGGAGAGGGCAGUAUAAAUGAUUCUGUGAGUGGCACGUUAUUUCAUUCAAAGACUUCUUUUAAAGCAUUUUAUUGUACGAAGGAUGCUAAGAGGAAAAAGAUAAAUGGAUUUUGUUGAAUGCACAUCUAUCUGUAGAUUUGUAGCAUACAAAAAUUAUGUCUCUCUGAAGAUGCAAAUGCCCAUUUUCACCUGUAGGAACAGUGAUCAUGUAGUUGUCACCUUAAUCUAAAAUAUACAUGUUCGAAGUCAAUGAAGCAGCAUUUUUUCAUUUACUUGCUGCAUUUCUAUGGGGAUAAAAAAAAAAUGGUGGCACCGAAGUGCCCUAAAACGUCAUAAAACAUUGUGCUGUCCCUUUUUGGAUUCUCUAUUCCAAUGUGUGACUUUUCACCUCACUGUUAAUAAAGUCUUUUUAAAAUAAAGUGAGGAAAAUAUUUUUAAAAAGAAUUUGUAUUAAAGGUUUAAAACUGACGACGAUAUACUGAUUUUUUUUUUUAACAGUAAAAAUAUGUAGAAGU
Molecule: messenger RNA, 7558 nt
Organism: Lepidothrix coronata (blue-crowned manakin)
Lineage: Eukaryota; Metazoa; Chordata; Aves; Passeriformes; Pipridae
Product: contactin-associated protein-like 4
Exons: 24
Coding region: 299-4237 (1312 amino acids)
Molecular function (GO): calcium ion binding
Source: RefSeq, a predicted model, not a curated record